AUGAACAAUCAUUCUGAAAUCCCAGAAGGACCGGAAACGUCAUAUGACAUAACUUAUAGAGUAGGCGUGGCGGAAAAUAAAAACUCGAAGUUUCGUAGGACAAUGGAAGACGUUCACACUUAUGUUAAAAAUUUUGCAUCAAGAUUAGAUUGGGGGUAUUUCGCGGUAUUUGAUGGGCAUGCUGGGAUUCAGGCUUCAAAAUGGUGUGGUAAGCAUCUUCAUACAAUUAUAGAACAAAACAUUUUAGCAGAUGAAACACGAGACGUUAGAGAUGUAUUGAACGAAUCAUUCCUUACCAUUGACGAAGAAAUUAAUACAAAACUUUUAGGAAAUAGUGGAUGUACCGCUGCUGUUUGUGUACUACGUUGGGAGCUGCCAGAUUCAGUUUCUCAUGAUUCAAUGGACUUAGCCCAACAUCAAAGAAAGUUAUAUACGGCAAAUGUGGGUGAUUCUCGAAUAGUAUUGUUUAGAAAUGGGAACAGCAUAAGAUUGACUUACGAUCAUAAGGCAUCUGACACUUUGGAGAUGCAAAGAGUUGAACAAGCAGGUGGUCUGAUAAUGAAGAGCCGUGUAAAUGGUAUGCUGGCAGUAACGAGAUCGUUAGGUGAUAAAUUUUUUGAUAGUUUAGUGGUGGGAAGCCCAUUUACAACAAGCGUGGAAAUAACUUCUGAGGACAAAUUUUUAAUCUUAGCAUGCGACGGAUUAUGGGAUGUUAUUGAUGAUCAAGAUGCAUGUGAAUUAAUCAAGGAUAUUACUGAACCUAACGAAGCUGCAAAGGUCUUGGUUAGAUAUGCUUUGGAAAAUGGCACGACAGAUAAUGUGACGGUCAUGGUUGUCUUUCUUUAA
Molecule: messenger RNA, 846 nt
Organism: Saccharomyces paradoxus
Lineage: Eukaryota; Fungi; Ascomycota; Saccharomycetes; Saccharomycetales; Saccharomycetaceae
Gene: PTC1
Product: type 2C protein phosphatase PTC1
Exons: 1
Coding region: 1-846 (281 amino acids)
Biological process (GO): protein dephosphorylation
Molecular function (GO): cation binding; protein serine/threonine phosphatase activity
Source: RefSeq, a predicted model, not a curated record